AUGGUCAGGUACGAGGGUACUUUUGUUGUUGUUGGAGGUGGAAUUGCGGGGGUGUCUUGUGCUGAAACUAUUGCAUUUUACUGUCCGGAAGAGAAAAUUAUCCUUCUGACUGAGUCAUCCUUGAUCAAAGCUGUGACUCAAUUAGUGCCUCUGGGAAAAGCCCUGACACGAUUUGAGGUGGAAGAGAGGAGUGCAGAGACAGUAGGGAAGUCUGUCCAGGUGGUUACUGACCAACUGGCAGCUGUUAAGAGUCAGGAGAAGGUUAUUGUGACGAAAGAAGGACAUGAGAUUUCUUAUAAAUACCUCUGCCUCUGCACAGGAGCUCGCCCUAAGUUGAUUGAGAAGCAUCCCAAUGUCAUUGGGAUACGAGAUACUGAGUCAGUGGCAGAAUUUCAGCGAAGGAUCAAGGAUGCGGGGAGAAUUGCCUUGGUGGGAAAUGGUGGAAUUGCAAGUGAGAUUGCUUACGAAGUCAGAGGAGUAGCCGUUGAUUGGAUUAUCAAGGAUAAUCACAUGUCCUCGACCUUCUUAGAUCCAGGAGCUGCUGAAUUCUUCAGAAAAAGUCUCAGUGAGAAGCACAUCAAAGUCCCCGAGCCAUCCUCCAUCAAGAGGAUGCGCUAUGGCGAGACGCAGGGCAGCAGUGGGGCAGCUCUUGGGCCAGAUUGGCAUCGGAUGCUGGAUGUUUCCGGAAAUGCUCGCAAUCUGCCCGAUUCCGUCAACAUUCACUACGGCUGCGAAGUCAGGAAUGUGUCUGCAGGCCAAAAUGCUAACGGGAGAAAAUUAUGUGUUGACUUGACAAAUGGUCAAGCUGUGGAGUGCGACUUUGUCGUCUCAGCGACUGGUGUCAAUCCCAGAAUUGAUUACACAGUGGAUUUGGGCCUGGAGUGUGCCACAGACGGUGGGAUUUCAGUCAAUAAACUCAUGCGAACUUCUAUUGCGAAUGUUUAUGCUGCUGGUGAUUGUUGCACAGCAUCCUGGCCACUGGCUGAAAAUUGGUUUCAGAUGCGACUCUGGACUCAAGCCAGACAAAUGGGCAUGAUGGCAGGGAAAGCAAUGGCUAUGACAUAUUUGGGGCAGGAGGAUGACAUUGUCCAGGACUUCUGUUUUGAAUUCUUUGGACAUGUCACGAAGCUCUUUGGGCAGCAGGUGGUUCUCCUGGGACGAUACAAUGGUCAGGGAUUGGGAACCAACUACGAAGCCAUGGUACGAGUGACUCCUAAUAAGGAAUACAUAAAGCUCGUUCUGGUCAAUGGGAAGCUCCAAGGAGCUGUUCUUAUUGGAGAAACUGGCCUUGAGGAGACAUUUGAGAAUCUUCUGCUCAAUCAACUUGACCUAACGCCCUUUGGGACUGAUCUCCUAGAUCCCAACAUCGACAUUGAGGAUUACUUCGACUAGCACAAUCCCUAUCCCUUCAACCCCUUCAACGAACCCUCAGCAAUUCUUCCCAAAUUGUAGAGAAAGUAAUUAAUAAAAUUGAUUCAGAUGAUAA
This is a messenger RNA of Phlebotomus papatasi, 1486 nucleotides long. It is a transcript of the gene Pyroxd1, whose product is annotated as pyridine nucleotide-disulfide oxidoreductase domain-containing protein 1. NCBI's taxonomy places the organism in Eukaryota, Metazoa, Arthropoda, Insecta, Diptera, Psychodidae. The record is from RefSeq and is a predicted model, not a curated record. Gene Ontology annotation, molecular function: flavin adenine dinucleotide binding; oxidoreductase activity. The transcript has a single exon. The coding region runs from base 1 to 1392 and encodes 463 amino acids.